GGAGUCCCUUUCCGGGGGCUACUGCCGGUCCCAAGCCAGGAUAAAGGAGGAGGGUUGGGCAUAGGGUUAGCGACCCCAUCCCGUAGAAAACUAACUCGCUAAAAAAACGCUAACCAGAAAAAAUUAUUCAAACCAUUUAAACUCUGCCCUGGGAGUCAGGAGGUCUUCGUUUAGAAGAAUUAUGACGCCUCAUGAUGAAAGCCGAGUUUCUUCGGAAGUCACGAGGCCGAUGCCCCUUCUGACAACUAGAGCAACCAUUUAUUUAGGUACAUGGAAUGCUCGCACAAUGUGGGAGACUGGGAGAGUUUUCCAAAUUGCUGCAGAAAUGAGGAGAUACAAUUUAGAGGUGCUUGGGAUCAGUGAAACACAUUGGACGCAAGUUGGACAACAACGACUAGCUUCAGGGGAGCUGCUGUUAUACUCCGGACAUGAACAAGAAAAUGCCCCACAUACACAAGGAGUUGCAUUGAUGCUGUCCAAACAAGCACAAAAUGCACUUAUAGGAUGGGAAUCUCAUGGACCAAGGAUCAUCAAAGCCUCAUUCGAAACAACGAAAUAGGGCAUUACAAUGAACGUCAUCCAAUGCUACGCGCCUACCAAUGACUACAAUGAAGACGCUAAAGAUCAAUUCUACGAUAGGCUGCAGUCAAUCGUCAAGAAGUGCCCAACAAAAGACCUGACUAUUCUAAUGGGAGACCUAAAUGCCAAGGUUGGAACUGACAACACCGGAUAUGAAGAGAUCAUGGGACGACACGGACUCGGAGAAAGGAACGAAAAUGGUGAGAGAUUUGCAAAUCUAUGUGCCUUCAAUAAACUGGUCAUAGGCGGGACUAUAUUCCCACAUAAACGCAUACACAAAACCACAUGGACUUCACCGGAUCACAGCACACAGAACCAAAUCGACCAUAUCUGCAUCAACAAAAAGUUCAGGAGGACGAUGGAGGACGUGAGAACAAAGAGAGGAGCUGAUAUAGCAUCAGAUCAUCACUUGCUGGUCGCCAAGAUGAAAUUGAAACUCAAGAGGCACUGGACAACGGGGAGGACAAUAUCACAAAAAUUUAAUACGGCUCUUCUUCGGGAUACUGACAAACUCAAUAAAUUCAAGAUAACCCUCAGCAAUAAGUUCCAAGCCUUUCAUGAUCUACUCAAUGGAGAAGGAACUACUAUGGAGAGCAACUGGAACGAGAUAAAAGAGGCAAUCACUUCAACAUGUCAUGAGGUUCUGGGCCAAAAGAAGCACCAUCACAAGGAUUGGAUCACGGUCGAUACACUGGAUGAGAUUCAAGAAAGGAGGAACAAGAAAGUAGCAAUCAAUACCAGUCGAACAAGAGCAGAAAAAGUCAAGGCACAGGCUGAAUACACAGAAGUAAACAAGCAAGUGAAAAGGAGCAUCAGAACCGACAAACGUAAAUAUGUGGAAGAUUUGGCAAUUACGGCGGAAAAGGCUGCAAGAGAAGGAAACAUGAGACAACUGUAUGACACAACAAAGAAACUCUCCGGAAAUCACCGUAAACCAGAACGACCAGUGAAAAGCAAGGAAGGCAAGAUAAUCACCAACAUUGAAGAACAACGAAACAGGUGGGUAGAACACUUCAAAGAACUCUUGAAUCGACCAGCCCCACUGAACCCACCUAACAUCGAAGCAGCACUCACGGACCUCCCAAUUGAUGUUGGCGCACCGACAAUUGAAGAAAUCAGCAUGGCUAUCAGACAAAUCAAGAGUGGCAAAGCAGCAGGACUAGACAGCAUUCCAGCAGAGGCACUGAAAGCAGACGUAGCGGCAACUGCAAGGAUACUCCAAACUCUCUUCAAAAAGAUCUGGGAUGAGGAACAGGUACCGAGAGACUGGAAAGAAGGACUUCUAGUCAAAAUACCAAAGAAAGGCGAUCUCAGCAACUGUGACAACUACAGGGGAAUCACUCUUCUUUCAAUACCGGGAAAAGUCUUCAACAGGGUAUUGUUAAACAGGAUGAAGGACUCCGUAGACGCCCAACUUCGAGACCAACAGGCUGGAUUCCGUAAGGAUAGAUCGUGCACAGACCAAAUCGCAACUCUACGGAUCAUUGUGGAACAAUCAAUUGAAUGGAAUUCAUCACUCCAUAUCAACUUCAUCGACUACGAAAAAGCAUUUGAUAGCGUGGACAGAACAACCCUAUGGAAGCUUCUUCGACACUACGGCGUGCCUCAGAAGAUAGUCAAUAUCAUACAGAAUUCCUAUGAUGGAUUAAACUGCAAGAUCGUUCAUGGAGGACAGUUGACAAAGUCGUUUGAAGUAAAGACCGGUGUUAGGCAAGGUUGCUUACUCUCACCCUUUCUCUUUCUCCUGGUGAUCGACUGGAUCAUGAAGACAUCAACAUCUGAAGGGAAGCACGGGAUACAGUGGAUAGCUAGGAUGCAGUUGGAUGAUCUAGACUUCGCAGAUGAUCUGGCUCUUCUAUCGCACACACAACAACAAAUGCAGGAGAAGACAACCAGUGUAGCUGCAGCCUCAGCAGCAAUAGGUCUCAAAAUACACAAAGGGAAAAGCAAGAUUCUUCGAUACAACACAACAUGUACCAAUCCAAUCACAAUUGACGGAGAAGCUUUGGAAGAUGUAAAAACCUUUACAUAUUUGGGCAGUAUCAUCGAUGAACACGGUGGAUCUGAUGCAGAUGUGAAGGCACGGAUUGGCAAAGCAAGAGCAGCAUAUCUACAACUGAAGAAUAUCUGGAACUCAAAACAAUUGGCAACCAACACCAAAGUCAGAAUUUUCAAUACAAAUGUCAAGACAGUUCUACUGUAUGGGGCGGAAACCUGGAAAACUACGAAAUCCAUCGUCCAAAAGAUACAGGUGUUUAUUAACAGUUGUCUACGCAAAAUACUUCAGAUCCGUUGGCCGGACACUAUCAACAACAACCUACUGUGGGAGAGAACAAAUCAGAUCCCAGUGGAGGAAGAAAUCAGGAAGAAGCGCUGGAAGUGGAUAGGACACACAUUGAGAAAAACACCCAACUGCGUCACAAGACAAGCCCUCAUAUGGAAUCCUGAAGGCCGAAGGAGGAGAGGAAGACCAAAGAAUACAUUACGCCGGGAAAUGGAGAUAGAUAUGAGAAAAAUGAACAAGAAUUGGAUGGAACUAGAAAAGAAGGCCCAGGACAGAGUGGGUUGGAGAAUGCUGGUCGGCGGCCUAUGCUCCAUUGGGAGUAACAGGCGUAAGUAAGUAAGUAAGUAAAGCAAAAAUACCUAUUUUUCCACCGGCUAAUCCUCAAUCAACACUACAACUAGUUAAAAAUGAUGGUUUCAGGAUAUCGUCAUAAAGCAUUGUCAUGACUUGACAAUCACGUAAUAUGAUUGAUAAAAUUGACGAAACUAUUAGCAAAUCGGUCAGCAAAUCGACUUAUUAUUAUCCUUAAGUAGUGUUGUUUUUCUUUUCAUUCACUACGGAUGAUUACAGUAUGUUUAUCAGUUGCUCAUUCAGUAAAUAUCUCAAAACCUUGUCAGUCUAAUUGGAGGUUUAGCGACACAAUCAUGCAUGCAAACAAUCAGUAUAAGCAGUUGAGCAAAUCUCCUGCAAACUGAAAACAUCAAUGUCGAAUUUAUCUCAACACUGACUGAGGUUCAAGCCAUUAUCAUAGACAUGAGUUGAGAGUGAACUCCCCUUGGUUACACCUUAUGUUCUUCCUGGUAAUUCCAUGAGCAUCACUCACUGUUAAUCAUCUUGUAAAAACUUAUUUAGACGAAUACAUCUUGCAGCACCACAUCACCUAAAAAUGUGGCACAUAGACCUAACUGAUUCCAGUAACUUAUAAUCACUAUAUCUCAAUGAAAUAGCAUUCCGUCUUAUACUAAACUGACACUCUCAACUAACUUGUAUGUACCAUCAGCCGAUAGGUACGAAUAUAAAUAAAUAGUCUAUGGCAAAUCAGAACAUUGAGUCUAGAGCAUAUCUCUAACGGGUACACUCAUGUUUAACGAAUCGCUCUUAGCUAUAUGUCCAAAGUCCACAUAAUGAUUACUUUUCACGUAUUUAAAAAUUUUCGAUAACAAUUCAUAUGUAUUAGUUGUAUUACUAAAUUCUAUCACGGUCAAGUACAAACGAGGUCGAGAAAAUCUCCCCAUAUCUAAAUAAACCGUAUCAAACUAACUGGAACACUAGUUGGAAUUCUUCUCCGCGAUUAUACUUUUGUUCUUUAAGUUAGCCUACUAAUACAGAUCCAAUUGGAAAUCAACGCAUGGACAAAUUACCGGCACAUACGUUAUUUGAUCUCAUAAUUUCGACCAAAUAUAAUACCACUUUUAACAUUUCUCUAAUAUUGGCUGUUUUUAAUAUUCCUAAACAGGAAAUGUUAUUAACCUACGGAUAUCACUACGUAUCUUACGGCACUUUAUUAAAAUAUCCUUAUACUGAAUCAUUUUAUUAUUAUUAUAAUCCCACUUUGCUUAGCUCGAAUAAUAUUUACCUAAAUUUUCAUUUUAAUCGUGUUAAACAUGCAAUCAGAUAUGUUAGAAUUACUACAUGUAUUUCCCGACCAGAUGCUGCUGCCUUCUUUUCGAUUUAUCUUCCAGCUUAUCUUUUAUUCAUAUUAAAUAUAUUGUUCCAUCUCUAGCCUAAGCUUGUCCUCUAUCACGUAUUGAUAAUUGUUACAAUGCAAUGAAUUGGUGUAGGCGAUGAUGUAACUUCCACGUAAGAUCUUAUAGAUUAGGCAGUUACAUCAUGAUAAAUCUACAAUUUUAGGAUUAGGUCUAUUAUUAGAGCAGUGCUAAUAUCAUAGUAGACCAUAAUUCUACACAUCCACUCUCUGUGUUCUCUCAAACUCUAAUCUUCUGAAUUCUUCAUGUCCUUUAUUUUCUUUCCAAAUUUAUUUCACUGGAUUAUACUUCUUGAAUAACAUCAUCAAACCCUAAUGUUCCCUAUCACUACUUAUACUUUCACGACAUCUACUACUACCACUACGGGAUUUGCAUCGAUAACUGAAUCUCUGUGUUAAUGUGGUGUGGCAACUCGAACUGAUGUACGUACGUACAAAGUUCCACGUUGUUACUGAGUGACUGAGUUAGCCUACUAAUACGAGUUGGAAAUCAACUCAUAUGGACAGCUUACAGGCAUAAACUUUAUUUAAUUUUAUAAUUUAAGCCAAAACUAAUACCAAUAUUAGCAUUUUUACAAUAUGGAUUGCUUUUAAUAUUUAUAAACACAAAAUACUUACUACCUAUAAGUUACGUUAUUAACCAACGGUUAUUAACACGCGUCUUACGUUUUAUCAUUAUUAUUAUUAUUACGGUGACUCAUUAAAAUAUCCCUAUACGGAGUCAUUUUAUUAUUAUUAUAAUCCCACUUUGUUUAGCUCGAAUAAUAUUUACUUAAAUUUUCAUUUUAAGCGUGUUAAACAUGAAAACAGGUAUUUUGAAAUUUUUACAUGUAUUUCCCAACCAGAUGCUGCCUCCUUUUUUAUUUAUCUUUCAGUUUAUCAAUACCCGGAGGAUUCUUAUGAUUAUUGGCAACCUCCGGCACGUGACGAUCCCACUCAAUUUUGUACCGAACCAACGUCACGUUGAUUCUGGUGGGAGAGUAGUGUAGUGGCAUUGAGCCCUACCACAAGACAAUAUGGCAAAUACACAUUCUACAUUGAACGCGGAGAAAUACAAAACAAUGGAGAGAGGCGGGAAAAAUGAAUAGGAAUUAAUCAGAGUCCAUCGGGUGGCAUGGCUCGGUCAUGAAGGCGUGGUCCCUGCUCAAUCUCACCUUAUAUCAUUUAUUCAUAUGAAAUAUAUUGUUCCAUCUC
Molecule: messenger RNA, 5762 nt
Organism: Schistosoma spindalis
Lineage: Eukaryota; Metazoa; Platyhelminthes; Trematoda; Strigeidida; Schistosomatidae
Source: the annotation of a GenBank genome assembly